GGCUCGGCGGCGGCGGCUCCUCGGCGGCGGUGGCGGCGACAUGGAGAGCGGGGCCUACGGCGCGGCCAAGGCCGGCGGCUCCUUCGACCUGCGGAGCUUCCUGACGAAGCCGCAGGUGGCGGCGCGCGCCCUGUGCAUGCUAUUCGCCUUGAUUGUGUUCUCCUGCAUCUUCGGGGAGGGAUACAUCAACACCCCAGAGUCUACCCAGCUGCACUGCGUGUUCAAUCAAAACGAGGACGCCUGCCGCUAUGGCUGUGCCAUCGGGGUGUUGGCCUUCCUGGCCUCGGCCUUCUUCUUUGUGGUCGAUAUCUACUUCCCCCAGAUCAGCAACGCCACUGACCGCAAAUACCUGGUCGUGGGCGACCUCCUCUUCUCAGCUCUCUGGACCUUCCUGUGGUUUGUGGGGUUUUGCUUCCUUACGAACCAGUGGUCAGCCACCGACCUUAAGCACGUGCCCGUGGGAGCAGACUCAGCCCGGGCCGCCAUCACCUUCAGCUUCUUCUCCGUCUUCUCCUGGGGUGUGCUGGCCUCCCUGGCCUACCAGCGCUACAAGGCCGGAGUGGAGGAUUUCAUCCAGAACUACGUGGACCCCACUCCAGACCCCAACACGGCCUACACCUCCUACCCCGGCGCGUCUGUGGACAACUACCAGCAGCCGCCCUUCACCCAGAACGCAGAGACCACCGAGGGCUACCAGCCGCCCCCUGUGUACUGAGCGGCCUAGGGGAGGGGCGCACAGGCCGCGCCUCACCGCUGCCCCUACCUGCCGAGGCCCACCAGCCGGACAGCACAGCCCCCCUGCAGCCCUCGCCCAAGUGCCUGUGCCAGGCGCCUGGUAGGAAAGGGCUCUAGCUAGACGUUUCCUCACUGCUGCUUUUGUGGUGCUGGGGUUGGGCCCAGAGCCUUGCGUCUGCUUCGUACGUACUGUCACCGAGCUGUGUCACUCUAGCACGCUCCCCACACCCCCCCCCCCCCGGAAUAGCCACGUGGGAAAGCCCCCUGCCGUAUGCGGCUUGCAGACCUGCCACCCUCCAGCCCCAGGGGCUGUGGGAACUGUUCAGUUGGAUUUUCUACCAAAGAUGGGGUCAGGGAUCCUCACGCCCAUCUCUUUGGGGUGCUGGGCUCCGGACCCCUCCUCCUCACUCAGGUUUGCUGCCCCAGCCCCGUGGUCCUCUCCACCCUCUGGCUGGGCCCUGCGCUCACUUGCUGUCCUCUGGGGUCACCACUGUGCCAGUUGUCCCCAGGCUGCCUUGACAGGCGUGGUGGCACUGGUGCCUACUCCCGGAGGCACCAGCCAGCACUUCCUCCCUGCCCCCACCCCCGGGGGCAGGAGGGGCUUUGCCUGAGGACACCCAGCUUUAUGUAAAUAUUCUGCAACAGUGUGGGAAGGCCGGAGCCCUGCACUGCUUGAAUGUAUUAGGCGUUGUGGGGGGGAGACAGCCCUCCAUUGUUAUACUGGUUCAGAGGUGAAUAAAUGGUGUUUUCAGUCA
Messenger RNA from Perognathus longimembris pacificus (Pacific pocket mouse), 1490 nucleotides. It is a transcript of the gene Syngr2, whose product is annotated as synaptogyrin 2. Gene Ontology annotation, cellular component: synaptic vesicle membrane; neuromuscular junction. The coding region runs from base 41 to 715 and encodes 224 amino acids. The record is from RefSeq and is a predicted model, not a curated record. NCBI's taxonomy places the organism in Eukaryota, Metazoa, Chordata, Mammalia, Rodentia, Heteromyidae. The transcript has 4 exons.